Molecule: messenger RNA, 1418 nt
Organism: Nymphaea colorata (pocket water lily)
Lineage: Eukaryota; Viridiplantae; Streptophyta; Magnoliopsida; Nymphaeales; Nymphaeaceae
Exons: 3
Coding region: 118-1188 (356 amino acids)
Source: RefSeq, a predicted model, not a curated record
GGGCUAAGAGCGAGAGAAAGUGAACUUCGUUUCCCGAAAAUCUUGAUCCCGAAAGUACCCGUCGUACCGGAGAGGAUCAUCUUCCUCCAGCCCCCUCUCCGUCUCUGGUUGCAGAAAAUGGAGCUGUGGUCUCUCCAACCGAAGGGAACGAGCGGGGGGAUUCUUGUGAAGAAGGCGGCGGUUCCCUGCGUUGGAAGGAACGGAGGGUUCGGGGGCCCUGAGGGGAGCAGCGGACGGAUGCGGCUGGUGAGGGUGUCGCCGUCGAAGCGACCGGUUUUGCCCUCACUAGCCACGGCGGAUUGGCGGCGGACAGCCGAUCGUCUUCGUGCCUCGUCCCCAGGGAGCAGUAGUCAGUCUAUUCCUGAAGAAGAGGAUGGUCCAGAAGGAAGAAGCAACAAAAAUUCUGAUGGCAUGCAGUCAAAGGAGAGACCAAACAAGCAAUCCAACAAAGAAUCAAAUGUGUCACAACAUGUUGCCACUGACUGGAGAACCUUCAGAGCAAACCUUGUGGCUCAAGAACAGGUUCAGCUGCUGGAUGUGGACGUUAAUCAUCAGGAAUCACAUUCUUCCAGAUUGGUCGGCCCAAAGUGGGCACAUCCUAUACCCUCUCCUGAAGCUGGUUGUGUCCUAGUUGCAACAGAGAAGCUAGAUGAUACACGCAGUUUUGAGAGGACCGUAGUCCUUCUCCUCAGAGUAGGAACAAGAGAUCCUAAAGAAGGACCAUUUGGAGUUGUUAUCAAUCGUCCACUUCGGAAAACAAUCAGGGACAUGAAACCAUCUAAUCCCAAGCUUGCAACCACAUUUGCAAACUGUUCACUGCACUUUGGCGGUCCACUCCACACAAGCAUGUUCCUGGUGACCUCUGGCAGUAAGUCCCUCCCGGGCUUUGAACCCGUCAUUCCAGGUUUAUGUUUUGGUGCACGUAAUAACCUGGAUGAGGCUGCAGAACUUGUAAAGAAGGGGUUGCUAAAACCUGAGGAUUUCAGGUUCUUUAUUGGUUACUCUGGGUGGCAACUGGAUCAGUUGAUGGAGGAGAUCGAGCUGAAUUAUUGGUACGUUGCUGCAUGCAGUGCAAAUUUGUUAACCGGACCAGUGGAUUCUUUAUCAAGCCUGUGGGAAGAUGUACUGCAACUGAUGGGUGGCCACUACUCUGAAUUGAGCAGAAAACCCCGGCAGGACAGUACAUGAUACAUGGGCCUCUUGGGAGGUGCACUGUGCCAUGAUGCUCAAUGUACAUAUCAUCCAUGUCUAAAUGUUAGCGCCUGCUACAGGUGCUGUUUUCUAUUUCAGAAUAAGUUAACCUUUGAAGAGGGCAGGAAGUACACGAGGGUGCUGAGUAAUAUAAGAUGUCCAAGGGAUAUAAAUGAACAUUUGAUGUGGCGAUUGCAGCUCUAUUUUUAAUUGGUAAAUUCUCAUUA